Messenger RNA from Epinephelus lanceolatus (giant grouper), 1553 nucleotides. Its product is annotated as transmembrane protein 47-like. Gene Ontology annotation, cellular component: membrane; cell-cell junction. NCBI's taxonomy places the organism in Eukaryota, Metazoa, Chordata, Actinopteri, Perciformes, Serranidae. The record is from RefSeq and is a predicted model, not a curated record. Gene Ontology annotation, biological process: cell-cell adhesion.
GGUGGAGAUCUCCGGUGCGCGGCGGCAACAGUGCCCACAGGCGCAGCGUCCGUCCAGCGCGCAACGCAGGCGGCUGCGGCGGCACCAGCAGCAGCAGCAGCAACAACAACACUCAGCUCAGACUUCCCCGCCCGACUUUCACAUCUAUCCGAUCAUCACAUACAUCCACGCACACACAUCAGCAUCCUCCCCGGGUUUUGAACCGGUUCACCUUCUUCGCCUCUCCAGCCGCGCCAUGUCGUCUGCUGUCACCGAGACGGAGGAGUCGGCGCGCAGCUCCCCGCUGACGCCGCUGAAGCUGGUCGGGCUGGUGUGCGUGUUCCUGGCGCUCUGCUUGGAUGUGGGAGCCGUGAUGAGCCCGGCGUGGGUGACUGCCGACGACCAGUACUACCUGUCCCUGUGGGAGUCCUGCUGGAAGCCGGCGAGCACCGAGAACUGGCAGUGCACCAGCACGCUGGGUACAGACUGGCAGGUUGCUACCCUGGCCCUGUUGCUAGGGGGUGGAGCCCUGGUGCUGAUGUCAUUCCUGGUCGCUCUGGUUGCCGUGUGCAUCGGCACGAGACGGCGGUUCUACGCACCCGUCGCCUUCAUGCUCUUUGCUGCAGUUGUCCUCCAGGCCUGCAGCUUGGUCCUGUUCCCCAUCAAGUUCAUCGAGAGCAUCAACCUGAGGAUCUACCAUGAGUUCAACUGGGGCUAUGGCCUGGCCUGGGGGGGAACCAUCUUUUCCUUCGGUGGGGGAAUCCUCUAUUGCCUAAACCCCAAGAACUAUGAGGAGUAUUACUAGCUCCAUUUCAAGCUGAGAACCCCACAUGUUGGGAGAGGUAUUCAGGGGGCGAGCAUGGGAUUUUGAUUUUUUUUUUUUUUUUUUUUGUCUUUAAUGGCUCAGUUAAAAGAACUGUAAGGAAUACUAUAAACUGUAUUUGAGCCAAUAACUGUAUCGCCACAAGCUUCGCUCCUGGGGUGAAUUCAGGUGGUGAAGCUGGCUUAUUUCUUUUCCUGCUUCAGUCACCAGAGAAGUGAGCACUGAGGCUACAUGUUUGAACUUACAGUCAGCGUCACCAGGUCAGUCCUGGGGAGGGGUUGAGGGUUGGGAAGGAGUCUUACUAUUCUAUUCCUAGGACUUGUGAGAACUGACAACCCUGCAGUAGCAAAGGAUGGAGGUUUAUGGUAACAAUCCGUCCUUUCUUGCCUGUGAACUAAACUGCAAGUCAUCAGUAACAACCCAGCUUACUGACUCUGUUACUUAGGGAACAGGAUGUCUGACUGGGAGGCUUGUACUGCACGUUUACGCACGCAUGCACAUGCAGAGGCACGUGUAUCUUCACCUGUCAACAUCAUGUCCUCGGGCUGGGCUUCAAAAAUCUGCCCCCCCCCCCAGACUCCUGCUCCAUCCGUGCAUCAUUGUCAGUGCUUAGUUAGGAGUUGUGGCAUUUUGUUUUUCAGAGUCCUCUGGAGCGCUUAAACUUUCAGAAGGACAUGGAAGAGGAUCAGACGCUCCGGUUGCACUUCAUAACUUUUCAUAAGACAGAUAGAUUCCUCCUGGGGGGGGGGGG